Messenger RNA from Saccostrea cuccullata (small rock oyster), 1735 nucleotides. RefSeq lists its product as uncharacterized. The coding region runs from base 140 to 1735 and encodes 531 amino acids. Lineage: Eukaryota; Metazoa; Mollusca; Bivalvia; Ostreida; Ostreidae. The transcript is spliced from 7 exons. The record is from RefSeq and is a predicted model, not a curated record.
UUACCCAAUUUCAAAACAGGAGGGAUUCUGGAACUCUGAUUUACGAAAAAAUGAAAGACAUCUCGAAAGUAAAGUAUCAAAGGAAGCAUUUGAAAAUGAAUUGCGACAUGGCGCUUGCAAAAUUAGACAAGUUCGAAUAAUGGUUGUUGGUCAUUAUGGAGUAGGCAAGACAACAUUGACAUACGGUUUAAUAGGAAAAGAUAUGAAAGGAAUUGAAAGCACUGAUGGUAUAGAUUUGUUUCGAGCUCGAUGUCGAAUAGAUGAUUCAAAUGAUGACACCGGAGAGUGGUGUUUAGUUCAAGAUAACUUUAUUUCUCCUGCUGCCUUGGCAGCGGCACCAAAUACAGUACUUUUCGACAGGAAAGGAAAGAAAACAAACUUUAAAAUAUCUGAUGAAACGUAUGAUAUAUUUAAAGCUGUUACGGCCUUGGCAGAAGAAAAGCAGAAACAUUCAUUUGAUAACGUUUCGGAUCCUAAUAGUACGACAACCCAAACUAGUACAUCGUUAUUGAAACCUGUAUAUAAAUCUCAAAAAACUCUCAUGCAUAAUAAAACUAACAAUGCAAACAAUGUUCCGUGUGUAAGACCCGAUCAAUCUUCAAAUGAAAACGAGGAAAGAAGCAAAUAUUCUUCGGAAUUUUAUGAAAAGUCACAGAAAGCACGAACAGCAGAGCUUGAAGAUCGAAUGAAAGAUAUAUUUAUCGACAUGUGGGACUUUGGAGGUCAGAAUGUGUUCUACACAACUCACCAGAGCUUUCUAACUAGUCGAUGUAUGUACUUGCUUGUCAUUAAUUGCGCCAAAGACUUGAAUGCAACACUUCAAGACAAGAGCUUACACCCGACACAGCAAUCAGAAUCUAAAAUUGAAGACUUUAUAGACUUUUGGAUAUCUACAAUAACAAAUUAUGCAAAGAGCAACGAAUCAGGAUUCCCUCGUAUAAUUCUUAUUGGGACACAUAUCGAUGAAAUAGUAAUAUCAAAGGAAGCAUUUGAAAAUGAAUUGCGACAUGGCGCUUGCAAAAUUAGACAAGUUCGAAUAAUGGUUGUUGGUCAUUAUGGAGUAGGCAAGACAACAUUGACAUACGGUUUAAUAGGAAAAGAUAUGAAAGGAAUUGAAAGCACUGAUGGUAUAGAUUUGUUUCGAGCUCGAUGUCGAAUAGAUGAUUCAAAUGAUGACACCGGAGAGUGGUGUUUAGUUCAAGAUAACUUUAUUUCUCCUGCUGCCUUGGCAGCGGCACCAAAUACAGUACUUUUCGACAGGAAAGGAAAGAAAACAAACUUUAAAAUAUCUGAUGAAACGUAUGAUAUAUUUAAAGCUGUUACGGCCUUGGCAGAAGAAAAGCAGAAACAUUCAUUUGAUAACGUUUCGGAUCCUAAUAGUACGACAACCCAAACUAGUACAUCGUUAUUGAAACCUGUAUAUAAAUCUCAAAAAACUCUCAUGCAUAAUAAAACUAACAAUGCAAACAAUGUUCCGUGUGUAAGACCCGAUCAAUCUUCAAAUGAAAACGAGGAAAGAAGCAAAUAUUCUUCGGAAUUUUAUGAAAAGUCACAGAAAGCACGAACAGCAGAGCUUGAAGAUCGAAUGAAAGAUAUAUUUAUCGACAUGUGGGACUUUGGAGGUCAGAAUGUGUUCUACACAACUCACCAGGGGCCCGUUUCAUCACAGGUCGUAGAUUUAAGCCUUAACUUAGGUGUACUUCCGGGACUUACGCCAAAAUUUAGUCAGGCGUAA